Messenger RNA from Athalia rosae (coleseed sawfly), 1771 nucleotides. RefSeq names its product UPF0489 protein C5orf22 homolog (gene MESR6). The record is from RefSeq and is a predicted model, not a curated record. NCBI's taxonomy places the organism in Eukaryota, Metazoa, Arthropoda, Insecta, Hymenoptera, Athaliidae. The transcript has 9 exons. The coding region runs from base 423 to 1667 and encodes 414 amino acids.
GUUUGUAUUCGUGCGCGUUAGCGUCGAAAUUCAAGGAUAUAUUUCCUACAAGCUCGUUCUAUAACCAGUCCUCUAAGAGCGGUUCAACCGCGUUUUGUAUAUCCUUGUUCUUCUCUUUGUUCAGCUCUUGCGAAUAUUAUAAUCGCGAUUUAAGGGACCCGCGAGUUUUUCUCCGCAGUAGUCGAUUACGGUCGUUUGGCUGACCUACCUACCUACACCCGCUUUUAUAAGUACACCACGUGUAUGCGCAAAGUAACAGUGAAUUCAGCGUGGUUUCGCGGAUCGCGUGUGUAUCUCGCAUGAUAAUAAGUGUCCUCCAAAUCAUUUUAUAUCAAUCAGCUGGUUGAGAGUUCAAUCAAUAAGUGCGCAACGUUCUCGUCUAAUUUUUAAAACGAUAGAACAACCGCGCGAUUUGUUUAAAAAUGUCUCGCAAAUACUUCAAGGAAAUUCCCAUUUACGUUGUUGAGAAUCACGACGAGAUACUGCCGUUCAUUUACCGUUGCUUGGGUUCCCGGCACCUUCCGUUCGAGGGUAAUACUUUUAUCCAUCUUGAUUCUCACCCAGAUAUGUUGAUCCCGAAGGAUAUGCAGGCAGACGUUGUCUGGGAUAAAAACCAGCUUUUCGAUGAAAUCAGUAUAGAGAAUUGGAUGCUUCCGGCGGCGUAUGCGGGUCACCUGAAGCACCUGAUCUGGGUGAAGCCGCCCUGGGCUACGCAGAUGCAAGACGGGGUCUCAACUUUCUUCAUUGGGAAGCACAAGGACAACGGAUGCAUAAGGAACCACCGCCCACUAGGCAUCGGUUUUAAUCAGGCGUUAACCCCUUUGUUCUCCGAUAGAACUUCUAAGCCCCGUUAUAAACUGGAGCCGGGUACAAGACUGACCAGUUCGGAGGCCUACUUCGUCAGCGAAGCCCUUUAUUGUCAUCCCGAGGAAUUGGAGAACCCGAGGGAAAUAACGUUGCACGUUAUCACGAUCGGAUCGCAGAUCGAAGAUUCGACCAAGAAGGACGAUUUCCCAGCGAUAGCUGCAGCUCUGCGUCGUUACAUUCCCGAAAGCGACACACCGUUCAUUCUGGACGUUGACUUGGAUUUCUUCAGCACGCGAAAUCCGUUUCGCGAUCUCUACGAACGUGCCGGACUCUACGAUCGUCUCGCGCCUCUUUACGCCUUCGCUCGACCGGAUUCGUCCGAUCCCGAGCUGCUUAAGGAGGCUGUGGCAUCGCGAGACGAGCAACUCAGCGAGCUCAAAUCACUUUUUGGGCAUCUCCAGGAGCACCGGAGUCUACGCGGAUACGAAAAAAGUGGAGAUACACGUCGAUUCGAAGCGGUGGAAAGGAUAUUUCGCGAGGUGACCUCGGUCUACAAGGAGUCCGAAGUCGACUGGAAUUUGGUGCACGACGCGGGGUGCACGAGGGAUGAUACGGACCUUCCGCACCACGUCACGUCCCAGCAGGACCUCGAUCGUUUGAUAACGGGGACGUUCAGGACAUUCCUUGCGGCGCUUCCGGCGAAACCGACGAUCGUCACCGUAGCCAGGUCCAGUUUGGACGACUACUGCCCAACCGAGGACGUCGAACUCAUUCAAGCCGGGAUCCUUGACGAACUAAGUCACCGGCUCGGAACCGUCGAUAUCAAGAGACCUUACCUCGAAGUCGAAGAAGCUACCUAAGCGAUCGAAGGAGAUAAAACGAGAGGUCCUGAAUCGCUCGAAAGAUGAUUUUUUUUUUUCAAUAUUCAUUUCCCAAUAAAUAGACUAAAAUUUUCUCUACAUAA